GCGCCUGUGUACCCUGCAUAAAACCUCAACGUUGAAGACUAGGUAGGGAUUCGCUUCGCUCCCCCCAAUUAUCAAACAAAAGGAAACAACUGACUAUUAUGGUGAAGGUGAAUCAACUUAAUUUUAAGGUGACUUUAUUAUUUGUUUUGCUUAGCACUGUCAUAGUGCUAUGGUAUUUAUCUAACUUACAUUUUACGGCCAUGAAUGAGCAAGCCAAUGUUCAUAUUGAACACUCGAACUCUAGUGAAACAAGACUCCCUGCUAUUGAUGAUGCUAUUGAUAUUGAAGUUACACCGACUCGCUUUCUCUAUCUAACACAGACAGAACACUGUAUUCCAGCUUAUCUAAGGUCUCCCAAAGUGAUUGGUGACUCUGAAGCAUGUCAGUGUGAUGUUAUUAUCCUCAGUUACAAAAAGAAGUGCGAUGACACGUCAUUGCCUCAUUUCCAAUACUUAUUCAACUCUAGUAAGUCUACAACCUGGACUGUAGGAAGAAACUUGCUUUACGAAGCAGCCAAGGAAAGGAAAGACAAGUACAUCCACUACAUUUUCAUGGACGAUGAUGUUAAACUAAUAUCAUUAAAAUGGUUCGACACACAGAAUCCAUGGAGGAUGUAUGAGAAGUCUCUCAAGACCUUCCAACCAGCUGUAGUUGUCGUCCAAUUAAUCAGUAAGAAGUUCUCAAGUGAAAUUUUUCCUGAGCGAGUGAAUUGUGAACCCACACGAUACAUACAAGUAUACUUCAUGGAUGCUAUCUUUAAUGCCUUUCACUAUCAAGCAAUACACCACAUACUUCCAUACACAACAAAGUAUGAUUCACUGAGCUGGUGGUACUCACAAAUGUAUACUAUCAUCAAAUGUAAUAUCUUAUUUAAUAAAGAGGUGGUUAUCGACCCUCGGUUUAAAGUACAAAACCCACAGCACCACAACUACCCACAAAGCUAUUUUACUCAGGAUGUCCUCAGUAAUAUUGUCUCUGAAAUUCGAUCAGAAGUACCAGAAAAGUAUAGAAAUUCAGUUGAACCUAUUUUACAGCAAUGGACAGAUGAUGAUAGCUCAAAGGGGUUACUGGGCCAACAAACAUGCAAACGUGAUUUGUCUGCACAUCCAUAUAGGCCUUACGAGAAUCUGGCUAGUAAUUAACUUGUUAAAUGUAUAUUGUUAUGUUAUUGUUAUUUGUUUAUUUGCCUGCUUGGAUAGAUCUAUCCAGUGCUUAGCCUCGAUUCUAGCCUCUACACAGGCUCUCCUUUUUGUUCUUUAUCACAAUCGUUCAAUAAGAUAAAAUACUGUAUUAAUCGUUCAA
Molecule: messenger RNA, 1302 nt
Organism: Halichondria panicea
Lineage: Eukaryota; Metazoa; Porifera; Demospongiae; Suberitida; Halichondriidae
Exons: 1
Coding region: 99-1142 (347 amino acids)
Source: RefSeq, a predicted model, not a curated record